Molecule: messenger RNA, 2136 nt
Organism: Talaromyces atroroseus
Lineage: Eukaryota; Fungi; Ascomycota; Eurotiomycetes; Eurotiales; Trichocomaceae
Product: putative glutamate--tRNA ligase, cytoplasmic
Exons: 5
Coding region: 1-2136 (711 amino acids)
Biological process (GO): translation; glutamyl-tRNA aminoacylation
Cellular component (GO): cytosol; methionyl glutamyl tRNA synthetase complex; cytoplasm
Molecular function (GO): ATP binding; glutamate-tRNA ligase activity
Source: RefSeq, a predicted model, not a curated record
AUGGCUUCCUGCAAGUUGGUCUGCGCGAGCGGCUCCAAUCCGGCGGGUCUGCUGCCCGCCACGCUGAUUGCUACUUCCGUCAACGAGGCACGUCCCAGUCCGGUGGUUGAGAUCAUCUAUGAGAAUGCUACUGCCCUCACCGGCGGUGAUCUGAUCCAAUUCACCAAUGCCGAUGGGAAGACGGUACAUGGUAUUGAUCCUGUCAUUGCAGAGCUUCGUGCCCAGUUCCCGUUCCUCAAAAGCAAAUACGAGGCCCAAGAGGACCAAUGGCUGUCUCGGUUGAAAGAAUACAUUCCUCUAGACUUCAAAGCUCUCGAAGCUCCGCUGCAGGCUCUGAACUCCUACCUGACUCUACGCUCUUUCCUCGUUGGCUACUCUUUGUCCGCCCCCGACAUUGCCCUCUGGGGUGCCCUCCGUGGAAACCGCGUAGCAAUAACAGCAGUGAAGAAAGGAACACUCAAGAACUUGUCCCGUUGGUUUCGUUUCUUGGAGGAGCUUUGCCCCUGGACUACUGCUGCUGUCAACGAUGUGAAUGCUGCAGCAAAAGCGAAGACUGCAGCAUUGUCUAAAGCAGGUGCCAGUUAUGAUAUUGCUCUCCUCAACACUGAUCAGGGUAUCUUGACUCGCUUCCCACCAGAGCCAUCUGGUUACCUUCAUAUCGGCCACGCAAAGGCUGCAUUAUUGAAUGAUUACUUCGCCCAUGAGAAGUACAAGGGCACUCUUCUGUUGCGGUUUGACGACACCAACCCCAGCAACGAGAAAGAGGAGUAUCAUGACGCGAUUAUUCAUGAUCUGGAGCUGAUGGGAAUCAAACCGGACAAAGUCUCAUAUUCUUCGGACUAUUUUCAAUUGCUGCACGAUUAUUGUAUCAAGUUCAUCAAGGCAGGACAUGCAUACGCGGAUGAUACGGACAAAGAAACCAUGGCCCAUGAGCGCAUGAACGGGAUUCCGAGCAAGCGCCGUGAUGCCUCUGUAGAGGACAAUUUGGCUCAUUUUGAGGAGAUGAAAUCCGGCUCGGAAGAGGGUCAGAAAUGGUGCAUUCGCGCCAAGAUCUCCCCAGACGAUAAGAACAAAGCUAUGAGAGAUCCUGUCAUCUAUAGAUGUCAACAGGCUGCUCACCCUCGGACCGGCUCUACUUGGAAAGUUUACCCGACUUAUGAUUUCACCUGUCCUAUCCUGGACUCAGUAGAAGGGGUAACUCAUGCGCUGAGGACAAUUGAGUACAGAGACAGAAACCCUCAGUACGAGUGGAUGCUGAAUGCCCUACAAUUGCGAAAAGUCCAGAUUUGGGAUUUUGCUCGCAUGAACUUUGUGCGAACACUGCUUUCCAAGAGAAAGCUCACCAAAUUGGUUAACAGCGGUGCGGUCCGAGGCUGGGACGAUCCCCGUUUCCCUACGAUCAGAGGUAUUCGCCGACGAGGCAUGACUAUUCCUGCACUUAGGGAAUUUAUCUUGAAACAGGGACCAAGUCGUAACAUCGUCAAUCUGGACUGGACUAUCUUUUGGUCUACAAACAAAAAGCACAUCGACCCCGUUGCCCCACGUCAUACUGCAAUCUUGAAAGAAGGAGUGGUCAAGGCUACCAUUUUGGGAGCUCCUGAGACAUUCGUUCAAGAGAAGCCUAAGCAUGACAAGAAUCCCGAUAUCGGCAAAAAAAAGGUAGCCUUCAGCAAGUCUAUUAUCCUCGAGCAAGAGGAUGCGAAGUCUUUCAAACAGGAUGAAGAGAUCACUCUCAUGAAGUGGGGCAAUGCCAUAGUUCGCAAGAUUGAGAAAUCUGGCGAUGUUGUAACCAACCUUGAGAUUGAGUUGCACCUGGAAGGCGAUGUUAAGAAAACCGAAAAGAAGGUGACAUGGUUGUCGACCGAAGGGCAACAGCUUGUGCCAGUCGAACUUGUGGGCUUCGACCAUCUCCUGACCAAAGACUCUCUUCAGGAGGAAGACAACUUUGAGGACUUCCUGAACCCUAAGACCGAGUGGACUGAACAGGCGUUUGCUGAUGGAAAUGUUGCUGACCUCAAGGAGGGCGAUAUCAUCCAAUUCGAGCGGAAGAGUUACUACCGACUUGACCGUCCUUUUGUUGCUGAUGGAAAGCCGGCAGUGUUCUUCGAGAUCCCAACCGGAAAGUCAUCAAAAUAG